UGCCUGUGCUGAAUGCAUUAGUCUAAUGAGAUGUUUGCAGCCGGAGAGCAGGGCUGCUGGAGACGAACUGUGAGCUACUAACACACGGGUGGAAGAUUAGCUUUUGUAAUACUCGGUUUGCAUGUACCGAAAGUCAUCUGUCUUCUGAGUCAACACUCCCGGCCUGGUAAAGAACCUGAUCAGGGCUCUGGUGAACAAGCCGUAGCACCUCUUCUGCCUGUGAGUGAUUUGUCACUUCCUUCUGUAAGACUGGCACCAGCAGACAUGCAGUCUCAGAGGAUCCCGGGGAGAAAGCGAGGCCGACCCCCACUGCACUCGACACCUAUGAAGAUGGCAGUGCAUAACCUUUAUUCUGCUUCAGCUGGUUCUUUGCCAGCAGUGAAGAUCCCAAAGAAAAGAGGGCGGAAGCCUGGGUACAAGCUCAAGUCUCGGGUUCUUAUGACUCCUUUAGCCCUCUCACCUCCGCGGAGCACACCGGAGCCAGAUCUCAGCUCCAUCCCUCAGGAUGCAGCCACCAUACCCAGCUUGGCCGCCCCACAGGCUCUCACAGUCUGCCUCUACAUCAACAAGCAAGCCAAUGCAGGGCCGUACCUGGAGAGGAGGAAGGUGCAGCAGCUUCCCGAGCACUUCGGGCCCGAGAGGCCGUCGGCAGUCUUGCAGCAGGCUGUGCAAGCGUGCAUCGACUGUGCCCACCAGCAGAAGCUGGUCUUCUCCCUGGUCAAACAAGGCUAUGGUGCCGAGAUGGUAUCAGUGUCCGCAUCCUUCGAUGGGAAACAGCACCUGCGGAGCCUGCCUGUGGUGAACAGCAUCGGGUACGUCCUCCGUUUCCUCGCCAAGCUGUGCCGAAGCCUCCUGUGUGAUGACCUCUUCAGCCACCAGCCCUUCCCCAGGGGCUCUAGCGGCUCUGAGGAAGCCCAGGAGAAGAAGGAAGGCAGGAUGGAGUCAGCAAAAACGGUCACCACUGAGGAGUGCCUGGCGAACCCUGUGGGCAUGAACCGCUACAGCAUGGACCCCUCCGCCUCCGCCUUUAGCCACAGGGGCUCCUUGCCCACCUCUUCCUCGCUCUACUGCAAGAGACAGAACUCUGGAGAUGGCCACCUUGGGGGAGUCCUGGCCACCACUGCCAGUGGUCCCCGCUCCAGCCCCAUGUCCUCUGGAGGCCCCUUGGCACCUGGGCUGAGGCCCCCAGGCUCCAGCCCCAAGAGAAACGGGACCCCUCUUGAAGGAAACAGAUGUGCCUCAAGCCCUUCCCCAGACAGGCAGGAUGCCAGGCGGCCCCGGAGCAGGAACCCGUCCACCUGGACUGUGGAGGAUGUGGUCUGGUUCGUGAAAGAUGCUGACCCGCAGGCUCUGGGGCCUCACGUUGAGCUCUUCAGAAAGCAUGAGAUUGAUGGCAAUGCUCUCUUGUUGCUGAAGAGCGAUAUGAUCAUGAAAUACUUGGGUCUGAAGCUGGGGCCCGCGCUGAAACUGUGCUACCAUAUUGAUAAACUGAAGCAAGCCAAAUUCUGAAGGUUUUUAAAAGAUUGAAGCAACGUUCAGACAACAGAUCUCAAGAUCAUCUUCUGCCUUACCAACAUCCAGCCACCAUCACAAAAUGGAUUCUCAUCUUAAAAUUAACAGCCACAAAGACUUGGUCUUUUUAUAAAACUUGUGCAUCUCUGCCUUUUAAAAAAAAAUUCAACAUGGCCGUUUUGAAAGGCUCCUCUGUGUUCAUGAUUAGCCAAAAAUUAUUGAAAAGCCUAUUAUUUUAGCAUUCCUGAUAGGCUGGUUGCUCUUAGAGUGGGUCUUAUUUUUAUGAUGAGAGAGCAGGGAACUGAAUGCUAUUGCCCAGGAAGAACCCUGGAGCGUUCUCACAAAAAUGUGCGAAGAAAGACCUCUGCCUCCACCACAGCACCACCUGUGUGUAACUUGCCCUGGGGAUCUAUCAUUGUGAGCCUUGCUUAAUUCAGCUCUGGAAGCUGUCUUAUGAGGAAAAAAUGCCUCACCUUGCACUAUCCGGAAAACUUGAAUUCUUUUGCUCUCUGAAAGAGAAGGGGAAAAAAUUCUUUUCUAUUCCUAAUUAUUUGAAAUACUGUGUUGUCCCACUAGAGGGCAGACUGCUAAUGAAGUUUCAGGACCCUCACUGCAGUUAGCCUGCUGAUCCGGUACUCCGUGGAUGGGUUAGGGUCUCUGUGAACAAGAUCUAUCCUACACAGACAUGGGGACUUUCUUCCACAGCACCACAGAUUGCAACUUGGGAAGAAACCGUCUCUUAGAGCAUUCUAGUUCAUACCCAGUCAUUAUUGAUGGACUGAGAUGCACAAGCAGCAAAGGCAAAAAUCUGAAAAUAUGUUCUUCCCAGAUGGGGCUUUGGAGUUCCUUCCUUUUCAGAGUCCUUACUGAGGUGUUGAUGUGUUGGCACGCCGAAGAGUCUUAGUGACAUUUAGCCAUGGGUGUUUCUUUAAAAAAGAAGAAGAAAAAUGUCUCAGAUAA
Messenger RNA from Hyaena hyaena (striped hyena), 2472 nucleotides. It is a transcript of the gene SCML4, whose product is annotated as Scm polycomb group protein like 4. Bases 265 to 1509 code for a protein of 414 amino acids. The transcript is spliced from 8 exons. NCBI's taxonomy places the organism in Eukaryota, Metazoa, Chordata, Mammalia, Carnivora, Hyaenidae. Gene Ontology annotation, molecular function: protein binding. The record is from RefSeq and is a predicted model, not a curated record.